CAGGUAGUUGCUAUCCGGUAAUAUGUUGUUCAAGAACUAUAAUUGUACGCCGGUCAAACCCUGCACCGAUGUAGUCAAUUCGUCAAUGGUGGGCUCUAUCGUCGACGGGCGCGCGAGGCUGGAGCCACAGAUCAAUGAUGCAAUGGCCUGUCCACGCCAGCAGCUCUUCCAUCGUCCUACAGCGCACGCGGUGCGCGCCAGGGUGGCCUCGGACGGUGUCGCCGUGCACCGUUGUCGCUCUCAGCUGCUGAACCGAGACGUGCACCUGAUCACUGGCAGCGUUCGGAUAAUGUUGUGCGUGUCCACGGGGCAGCGCCGCGAAUGGCCCGCAGCGCGCAGCAGCAGAACGUGAUCGACGCUGCCUUCGCGAAGUACCACACGCAGAUGCAGCCUCCCACGUACAUCCGCACGGCCAACGAGGAGCUCAUGCGCCAUGUCCAUCCGAGCCCUGCCGCAACGUUCGGGAGGUCCGUUGCGCCCUCGCUAGCAUCGGAGGACCCGGCGCCGCGAAUGCAGGCGCACGCUGUGGCAGCGGCGGCAACCAGCGCGAAGCGGAGCAAUUUUGCCCUGGAUAUCAGCGCGCCGUCCGUUCGGCGCAAGUUUUUCUCGAAAGCGCCGUUUUCCCCGCCGGCCCCGUCGCAGCAGGCUUCGGGGGGGCUCGGUGCCAGUAGGCGGGGCUCCGGCCGCGCCGCGUGCUUCUACGAACAUGUAUAGCAGCCAGGAGACCGUCUCAGAUGGGCCUAGCGGUGCCUCGCGCACGCCGUGGACACUGUCGUAUAAGGUGCCAACGUCAGUUACGAC
Prorocentrum cordatum is the source of this 801-nucleotide messenger RNA. The record is from the annotation of a GenBank genome assembly. Lineage: Eukaryota; Dinophyceae; Prorocentrales; Prorocentraceae.